This is a messenger RNA of Lagenorhynchus albirostris (white-beaked dolphin), 2712 nucleotides long. RefSeq names its product FA complementation group B (gene FANCB). The coding region runs from base 1 to 2712 and encodes 903 amino acids. Gene Ontology annotation, biological process: interstrand cross-link repair; positive regulation of double-strand break repair via homologous recombination; replication-born double-strand break repair via sister chromatid exchange. NCBI's taxonomy places the organism in Eukaryota, Metazoa, Chordata, Mammalia, Artiodactyla, Delphinidae. The record is from RefSeq and is a predicted model, not a curated record. The transcript is spliced from 11 exons. Gene Ontology annotation, cellular component: Fanconi anaemia nuclear complex.
AUGGCUCUUGGCAAAAGGCCUCAGUCCCUUGCUGGCUGUUGGCAGGAAGCCACAGUUCCUUGCCACGUGUACAUCUCCGCGGGGCUGCCCGAGUGUCUUAAUGAUACGGCAGGUGGCUUUCCCCAGUGCAACAAACAAGCAAUGUCAUCUAAUGAACAAGAAAGGCUCUUCUGUUAUAAUGGAGAAGUCCUUGUUUUUCGUUUGUCUAAAGGAAAUUUUGUAGAUGAAGGGCCUACAAAAACAACUGUGUUACAUGUCCGAAGAAUGGUAUUUGACAGAGGAACAGGAGUAUUUGUUCAGAAAUCCACUGGAUUCUUCAGCAUAAAAGAAGAAUACUCUCAUUUAAGAAUUAUGGGUUGCGACUGUGUUUCAGAUUUCAGAACUGGAAUUAAUCUGCCUUAUAUUAUGAUACAGUGCAUUAAAAAGAGUAACGUUUUCAGAUAUUUUCUACUAUUUCUUCACAGUACCAAUAAAUUUGAAAAGCGUUUGAGUUUUAGCCUACACUGUGAGUUGAAGGACAGCAUAAGGGUCCUUAAUGGCCCUUUAGUUUUAUGGAGACAUAUCCAAACAUUCUUUUAUAUCUCUUCCCAAACUGGCAAAGUUGUUACUAUGUCCAUUAAGUUUUCCUCUAUUGAGUGGGCAGGGGAGAUUGAAAAUGUAGGUAUGGUUUUGUUAGGACGAAAGAGAUGUAACUUAUCUGAGGAAGGAUGUACCCCACAGCCUUCAAAAUCAGAUUAUGCAACUUGGAAUACUCAAUUUUGUGUAUACUCGCUCGAAAGGGAAGAAGUAAUAAGUGAUACAUACAUUAUCCCUCCUGUUUAUACCAGUGUGAUAACAUGUGUGCAUGUCUGUGCAACUGAGAUUGUCAACAACCGGUUAAGAAUGUCGCUGAUUGCUCUUACUCAAAAGAAUCAGCUGAUUUCAUUCCAAGAUGGGACUCCUAAAAGUGUGUGCCAGCUUCCAUUUGGAGAUCCUUGUGCAGUUCAACUUAUGGAUUCAGGUGGAGGAGACCUCCUUUUCGUCAUAUCCUUUAGGGCCAGUGAUGCUUGUGCUGUUUGGGAAAAGAACUUUCAGGUUGCUGCUAAGUGGGAGAAAGUUAGCUCAGUACUGAUAGAUGACUUUCUUGGAACUGGAACUGAACAAGUACUGCUACUUUUUAAGGACCCCUUGAAUUCAGAUUGCCUCAGUUCCUUUAAAAUAACAGACCUGGACAACUUAAACUAUUCAAGUGAAUCAUUGGAUUACAAUGAAGAUGACUUAUUUGACGGCAAAGAGAAUUAUUUGGUGGUUCCACCUCUGGAAAGAAGAUUGAAAGUUGGUUUGGUUUCUGUUCAGGAAUUACAGCAGCAUCUCUUGCUUAAGGAAAAAGUUAUUUCAAAAUCUUACAAGGCUUUAAUGAACCUGUUUCAAGGGAAGGAUGAUAGUACAUCAAGUGCAGAGGAGAAAGAAUGUCUUGCCACUCUUUGUGGUGAAGAAGAAAAUCCUGUCUAUACCUUUGAUGAAAAGUUAUCAGAUAAUUUUCAAGAUUCAGAACAGCUAGUAGAGAAGAUAUGGUAUCGUGUAAUAGAAGAUAGCUUGGUUGUUGGAGUGAAAACCACAUCUUCUUUGAAGGUGUCCCUGAAUCAUGUGACUUUAUCGCUGUCAAUGGAUCAAGCCCCUAACUCCAGCUUUCUGCUCAUUAAGUGUCAAAGUAGGGUGAUCAAGUUGAGUAGGAAAUCUUCCCCAGUACCAGGCUCAGUGCCAUAUGAAAUAGGAUCAGAGGUAAAAAAAAUCAAGUUGAGUGUUGAUAGUGAGGAAGAGGAAGAGAAAGAGGAAAGCGUUGUUUUUGUACAACCAUCUGAGAAAGAGUAUGUGCAGAUGAUUACUGCUGUAACAUCUCUUUCGCCACUUUUAGCAUUCGGUAAUUUUUGUUGCAUUGUGCUGCUACAAAUUAGAGAGAGAGAGAAUGGUAACCGUUCUGCAACUCGUUAUGUUCAGUGUGGCAGAAUUGCUUUAAGUCUAGAAGAUCUUUCAAGUGGGAAAUACCUGCUGACAUUUCCAAAGAAGAAACCUAUAGAACACAUGGAAGAUCUCUUUGCGCUUCUCGCGGCCUGGCAGAGAGCUUGUUUUCAAAUCAUAUCACCCAGCUAUGCUCUGACUUCAAUGAAGGUAUGGCUCUUAGAACACAUGGAAUGUGAAGUUAUCAAAGAAUUUCCAGAAAUUUGCUUUUGCAAAAGGCCAGGAAGCUUCUAUGGGACACUCUUCAACUGGAAACAAAGAACACCAUUUGAAGGGAUUUUAAUAGUCUAUUCCAGGAAUCAAACAGUUUUGUUCCAGUGCCUUCAUAAUCUCAGCAGUGUUCUCCCUAUAAACAGUUUCUUCAAAUAUCUAAAAUUAGGAAGUGAGGAUUUCCUAAUUGGUCAUUUGGGAUUAGCUUUGGAGAAGGAAUUGGUUAUCCUUGGUUCUUUUUCUUCUGCCUUAGUUAAGGUUGAAAGCAACUUGGUGCAGAGUUGUGAAGCAAGCAAAGAAAAGACUAGUGGUGAUGUGGCUGCUUUAUCAGACAUAGAGGAAAGCAUCCAUGCCUACAGAAAAGAACUUCAGAGAGAAAAGAAGCAAAAGUUGGGGACGAACCUAAAACUCAGGCUGGGCCCUCAGUUCUGCAGACCGGCGGUGAGGAAGAGGACUAGACUGUAUCCGGACCUCACGCGCUCAGCUGUCCAGGCUGGCUCCUGA